Molecule: messenger RNA, 6597 nt
Organism: Salvelinus fontinalis (brook trout)
Lineage: Eukaryota; Metazoa; Chordata; Actinopteri; Salmoniformes; Salmonidae
Product: mitochondrial basic amino acids transporter-like
Exons: 5
Coding region: 928-1860 (310 amino acids)
Biological process (GO): mitochondrial L-ornithine transmembrane transport
Cellular component (GO): mitochondrion
Molecular function (GO): high-affinity L-arginine transmembrane transporter activity
Source: RefSeq, a predicted model, not a curated record
AUCAAAGCUUUUGAAAAAAUAAUUACAAAUGUAAUAGGACUAUAACAACAUGUGCAACAUAAAAAACGAACUAUCCUUACAAAUGGCACAAAGGCUUAUUGUGUUUAAAACUAGUGUCUAAAACUGAGAACUGUUCUGAAAUACAUUAUGUCAUUGAUAAGGUUAAAACGAGAAGUUUGAAAGGUGGUAGCUAUGCUAUGGUAUGCUUGUCCAUACGUGACCUUGAAUGUAGGUAGUUAAGCCAUAACAUAUGGAAUAGUUUCUAUUUUGUCUAGGUUUGGCAUAUGUCUGAUAUGGUAAUCGCAACUUUCAGCAGCCAGAUGUUUUUCAGCCCGUUUGCUUAUGCGUAGAAACUUCUAUUUCCCUAUGUAAAAUCGAUAUUAUUUCAAACCUGCCAUAAUGAUUCAAACGAGAGUUGGUUGUGGGGUGUUUUCAUCAAUGACCAAAAACGUCACACCGUAUUGCUGACGCAACCUUGAAUGUGCGAUUAUUUUCAUACACAACCAAUAAACGUUGGGGGUAAGAUUGAAAAGAGGGGUGGUGCCUUCGGCACUGUAAUGUGAUUGGAUACGAUGUUUACCCGAAGCAGGUAGUAAACACCUCCAAUGUCAUCUGUCAAAACGUUGGUUAGACAGACACAGGGUCGAGGUUACUACAGAAAGGGGAUCGUAAAAUCACUUAGCUUGGACAGUUCAUGGAGGUCGUGUAGCUACUCUAUUCAUACCUCAGUGAUUCUAACGGCCGCAACAAGGAUAUAUUAGCUAGCAAGUUGAUAGCACAUUAGCCUAGCUAGGAGACGAAGACUGUUGCCAACUAGCGCAGCUGUGUUUCAUCAAACUGUUUAAGUGGCAAACGAAUCGGCAUCAAAACGUAUUAAUUCACCGAUAUUUGACACUCUUAAUAGCACAUUUGUACUGAAGAGUGGUGAUGGACUUUCUCGCUGGCUGCAUUGGAGGUGCUGCCGGAGUCUUAGUAGGACACCCUUUUGACACGGUUAAGGUGAGACUCCAGGUUCAGAAUGUGGACAAGCCUCUCUACCGCGGGACCUACCACUGUUUCCAGUCCAUCGUUCGGCAGGAGUCGAUGUUUGGGCUGUACAAAGGCAUCGGCUCCCCCAUGAUGGGCCUAACCUUCAUCAACGCCAUAGUGUUUGGAGUGCAGGGAAACGCUAUGCGUUACCUGGGCCAUGACACCCCUAUGAACCAGUUCCUGGCCGGGGCCGCAGCCGGAACCAUCCAGUGUGUCAUCUGCUGCCCCAUGGAGCUGGCCAAGACACGCAUGCAGAUGCAAGGCACUGGGGAGAAGAAGUCCAAGAGGAAGCUGUACAAGAACUCCCUGGACUGUCUGGCCCGUAUCUACAAACGGGAGGGGCUGUCGGGGGUGAACCGUGGCAUGGUUACCACGCUGGUCCGAGAAACCCCCGGUUUCGGAGUCUACUUCCUGGCCUAUGAUGUCCUGACUCGCUCCAUUGGCUGUGAACCUGAUGACCCCUACAUGAUCCCCAAACUGCUAUUCGCCGGUGGGAUGUCCGGGAUUGCCUCUUGGCUCUCCACCUAUCCAGUGGACGUGAUUAAGUCCCGCCUCCAGGCGGAUGGGGUGGGUGGGGUCUACCAGUACACCAGCAUCGCUGACUGCGUGCGGCAGAGCGUGAGGAGAGAGGGGCUCAGAGUGUUCACACGAGGUCUUACCUCCACCCUGCUCAGAGCGUUUCCCGUCAAUGCUGCCACCUUCGCCACCGUCACGCUGGUGCUGCUGUACGCACGGGGAGUGGAAGAGGGGCCCAAAGACUGUGAGCUGGGGCCCCCCAACACAGCUCACCACACACAGCUACCGCAGCAGACCCAGGCUUCCAGCUUGUGACCUGAGUCUGGAGGUGUUACUCCCACCAAAGCUGCUCUACUGUGGGGUGGGGGAGGGAGGGAAACCCAUUGGGACCCAAUGCCCUUUGAAUCGCUGAGUAUGGAAACCCAUAGACUCCUGAUAUAGCUAUAUGUACACUACCGUUCAAAAGUUUGGGGUCACUUAAACAUUUUCCUUGUUUUUGAGAGAAAAGCAAUAAAAAAAAUCCAUUAAAAUAACAUCAAAUUGAUCAGAAAUACAGUGUAGAGAUUUUUAAUGUUGUAAAUGACUAUGUUAGCUGGAAACGGCAAUUUUUUUAAUGGAAUAUCUACAUAGGUGUACAGAGGCCCAUUAUCGGCAACCAUCACUCCUGUGUUCCAAUGGCAUGUUGUAUUAGCUAAUCCAAGUUUAUCAUUUUAAAAGUCUAAUUGAUCAUUAGAAAACCCUUUUGCAAUUAUGUUAGCACAGCUGAAAACUGUUGUGCUGAUUUUAAAGAAGCAAUAAAACUGGAAUUCUUUAGACUAGUUGAGUAUCUAGAGCAUAAGCAUUUGUGGGUUCGAUUACAGGCUCAAAAUGGCCAGCAACAAAGAACUUUCUUCUGAAACUCGUCAGUCUAUUCUUGUUCUGAGAAAUGAAGGCUAUUCCAUGUGAGAAAUUGCCAAGAAACUGAAGAUCUCGUACAAUGCUGUGUACUACUCCCUUCACAGAACAGUGCAAACUGUCUCUAACCAGAAUUGAAAGAGGAGUGGGAGGCCCCGAUGCACAACUGAUCAAGAGGAGAAGUACGUGUCUAGUUUGAGAAACCGACGCCUCACAAGUCCUCAACUGGCAGCUUCAUUAAAUAGUAAUCGCAAAACACCAGUCUCAACGUCAACAGUGAAGAGGCGACUCCAGGAUGCUGGCCUUCUAGGCAGCGUUCCUCUGUCCAGUGUCUGUGUUCUUUUGCCCAUCUUAAUCUUUUAUUUUUAUUGGCCAUUCUGAGGUAUGGCUUUUUCUUUGCAACUCUGCCUAGAAGGCCAGCUUCCCUGAUUCGCCUCUUCACUGUUGACGUUGAGACUGGUGUUUAGCGGAUACUACGCUGUAUUUCUGAUCAAUUUGAUGUUAUUUUAAUAGACAAAAAAUUUGCUUUUCUUUCAAAAACAAGGACAUUUCUAAGUGACCUCAAACUUUUGAACAGUAGUGUAGAUCUACAGAUUUGCAGGCUAAGACUGCGCUUGACUUGUAUAUAUAAUUUACUUUGGGGGGGGGGGUAUAAUGUUUAAAGUAACCGUUAUUUCCUGCCUUAUUACAUUUGAACAGUUUUACUGAAAUGGAGAAGUCGAAGCACUUAUAUCUUUGGAAGAUGCGACAAAAAAAGAAAAUUGAAUGUAGUGAGACUGAGAUUGAACCCAAAGCUUAAUAUGCCACUUUCUCUCAGACCCUAGUAUUUCUCAAAUAAACCAGAAGAGUUAAGGUUAAGUCGCUGGUACUAACUGGUACAACCACAUGUAUACUAACAAGCACUGUAAUGGUAUGGUUAUGCAGUUUAUCCUUUUAUAGCUCUGUCUUUGCACAGUAACUAUUCAUUAGUCUACUUUGGCCACUCAGGAGAUUCACAUGUAGGGUACUAGUUGAGUUAAAGCACUUAUCAUGUCCUAACUGAAAAUAAACCUAUAAUGUACCUGAGCGAUAUCUGAAAACUGAAUGAAAGCCCCGAAUGUGACGUUUUGUGUUUGAAGCACAAGUGUGAAUCCCUAUUAGAGUUGGCAAUAAUGUAAUGUAUCUUGUGUGUUUUGUUUUGGGACAUGGCUUGUGUUUUACUGAGUAAUGGGAAGUUUUGUCUUUGGUGUUUUACUUGUGUAUAAAUGUGAGAUUCAUUGUAUUUUGUUUUUAAAGAUGUGAUUGGCAAAAUGUCUAAAUAUUGCAAAUUCUAGAGGAUUUUUGUGUGUUUUAUUAUUUGAGCCGGAAUGUUACUGUGGUUGCUGUUAACUAAUCUAUCUGUGUCUCUUGUUCCUCAUAAUGUAGACUUUGGUAUAUCUGUUACUGUUAACUCCUGUAAUUUUAGAGGAUUUCUAAUGGGGAGUUGAUAUACAGUAUCAGUCAAAAGUUUGGACACACCUACUCAGUCGAUAUUGUAGAAUAAUCGUGAAGACAUCAAACUAUGAACUAACACAUAUGGAAUCAUGUAGUAAUCAAAAAGUGUUAAACAAAUCAAAAUAUAUUUGAGAUUCUUCAAAGUAGCCACCCUUUGCCAUGAUGACAGCUUUGCAUUCUCUCAACCAGCUUCACCUGGAAUGCUUUUCCAACAGUCUUGGAGUUUCCACAUGCUGAGCUCUUGUUGGCUGCUUUUCCUUCACUCUGCAGUCCAACUCAUCCCAAACCAUGUCAAUUGGGUUGAGGUCAGGUUAUUGUGGAGGCCAGGUCAUCUAAUGCAGCACUCCAUCACUCUCCUUCUUAGUCAAAUAGCCCUUACAUAGCCUGGAGAUGUGUUGGGUCAUUAUCCAGUUGAAACAAAUGAUAGUUCCAUUAAGGGCAAACCACAUGGGAUGGUGUAUCGCUGCAGAAUGCUGUGGUAGCCAUGCUGGUUAAGUGUGCCUUGAAUUCUAAAUAAAUCUCUGACAGUUUCACCAGCAAAACACCAUCACACCACCUCCUCCAUGCUUCAUAGUGGGUGCCACACAUGCAGAGCUCAUCCGUUCACCUGCUCUGCGUCUCACAAAGACACAGCGGUUGGAACCAAAAAUCUCAAAUUUGACUCAUCAGACUAAAGGACAGAUUUCCACUGGUCUAAUGUCAAUUGCUUGUGUUUCUUUGCCCAAGCAAGUCUCUUCUUAUUAUUGGUGUCCUUUAUUAGUCGUUUCUUUGCAGCAAUUCGACCAUGAAGGCCUGAUUCACGCAGUCUCCUCUAAACAGUUGAUGUUGAGAUGUGUCUGUUACUUGAACACUGUGAAGCAUUUAUUUGGGCUGCAAUUUCUGAGGCUGGUAACUCUAAUGAAUUUAUCCUGCAGUCCUCAUGAGAGCCAGUUUCAUCAUAGAGCUUGAUGGUUUUUGCAACUGCAUUUGAAGAAACUUACAAAGUUCUUGACAUUUUCCAGAUUGACUGACCUUGAUGUCUUAAAGUAAUAAUGGACUGUCGUUUCACUUUGCUUAUUUGAGCUGUUCUUACCAUAAUAUGGACUUGGUCUUUUACCAAGUAGGGCUAUCUUCUAUAUACCACCCCUACCUUGUCACAACACAGCUGAUUCACUCAAAUGCAUUAAGAAGGAAAGAAAUUCCACAAAUUAACUUUUAACCAGACGCACCUGUUAAUUGAAAUGCAUUCCAGGUGACUCCCUCAUGAUGGUGGUUGAGAGAAUGCAAAGCUGUCAGGUUGGCGACAGUUAAGAAUAUCUACUAUAAGAUAUAUUUUGAUUUGUUUAACACCUUUUUUUGGUUACUACAUGAUUCCAUAUAUGUUAUUUCAUAGUUUUGAUGUCUUCACUAUUAUUCAAAAUGUAGAAAAUAGUAAAAAUAAAGAAAAACCCUGGAAUGAGUAGGUGUGUCCAAACUUUUGACUGGUAAUGUAUGUUAUUACUGGUUUGUGAGAUACUUAGUCGUAUUUGCAGAGAUUGGCAGAUCUCUCUGCGAUAUGUAUGAUGGGGACAUUUUGCAUGCUGUUCCUGUAUGAGGGUAUUAAUAUAGUAGGCUAUACACAUCUGUGGACCUACAGUAUGGUAGCUUUGACACAGUAUUCAUGUGUUAUUAAUGACUCUCUUAUUCUCUCUUAUUCCUUCACUGUAAGGGGGGGUGGGGGAAGAACACACACACACACACUGAAUUGUCUCUAGUGUGUUGCUGCAGUAAAUAACUAUCAUUGUCAUAACCUUCUGAAACGGAUUCAGGAAAAUCUCCGAUGACACCACAGUAAUGUUCUUUAAAAGAGCUAUGACAUCAUAAUGGCAUUCUCUAAAACAGCGACAGUGACAUCAUAAUGACAGUCUCUAACAUAUCCACAUGUACUGAAUUGUUGAAUGUAACAAUAUGUUACCCCACAAAAUGGUCUCUGACUUUUACCAGGAGGAGAACAAACAUGUACUAGAGACCUGUAACAAUCAGCUUCUCUUCUAUAUAUUUUGGUUGGUUCGAGGUAGUUUGCUGCUUGGAUGUUUAAUCCAAGCCACAACCCUUGAAAUACUGAUGUCCUGCAGUCUGCUGAAUUGGUGAAUUGGGAUUGUGGUUGUGGGGUAGUGAAAAUAUUAUAUUGCUUAGUGACAUUCAGUUUUUGCCAUUGUUCAUUUUAAUAUUUUUUAUAUACUGUAUCACAUUAUGUGUUUGUCACCAUAAUGUUUUAUUGGGCUUUAUUGUGAUCAUUUUAAUGUUCUCAUACUCCUCCAGUCCUGGACAAGAGGCUAAAGUAAAAAACUGGCAUAUGAAAAUAAUUUGGACUGGGAAGAUGCGAACAAAAUAUGUGAUCUAAGUUUUGUGUGAUGAUAAUCUGUUAGAUGAUUUGAAAGGGGGAAUGAAAAUGUAAAUAUAUAUAAAACCUAUAUUUUUCAAUCUGUUAGAUGUGGUGUCCUCAAUGUUUGAUUUUGACCAGAAUUUGUUUUGUUGUCUUUCUCUUAUCUUGUGGGUUUUGCUGUUACAAACAUGAGCUUGGAAAAGGAAGAUUCAAAAGAUGGAGACACUGAUAUUUUUGUAACAAACUAACGAAGCUGAGCCAGUCAAUGUAUCUCAUGCUUUGGUUCAUCAAGUUUGACUUGUAGAACAUUUGAAAAUCAAUAAACGACUGACUCAGAUUAA